Messenger RNA from Clupea harengus (Atlantic herring), 1980 nucleotides. RefSeq names its product lefty1 (gene lft1). Gene Ontology annotation, cellular component: extracellular region. Gene Ontology annotation, biological process: anterior/posterior axis specification. NCBI's taxonomy places the organism in Eukaryota, Metazoa, Chordata, Actinopteri, Clupeiformes, Clupeidae. The record is from RefSeq and is a predicted model, not a curated record. Gene Ontology annotation, molecular function: cytokine activity; growth factor activity; transforming growth factor beta receptor binding.
UAUACUGCCUUUGAUUAGAUGCAUAAAUAUCUGAAUGUAUAUUCUAUUGCAGAAUAUUAUGCAUGCAAAGAGCAGAGGCAUUUCAGAUGGUAUUAAAGGCAUCACUGCCAUUUCAAUAAACUGUAUAAUUAAUUGUGAGUUUUAACCAUUUUCACCUUCAAGCAAACUGUUGACCUCUUACUCCCUGGUCACAGAGGAAAUGUUAUAUUCAUAUAUGUUAAUGCAUUGUCUGUAAAAAUGUACCUUCAUUUAAAUGGUUAAUUACGUUUUUCCUUAUAAAAAAGGCACUGUGUCUUUGGGAAAAUUAUGAAGAAAAAAUAUAUAUCCACAACCUCUUUCACCAAUCAAUAUUGUAAAUCCUCUGACAUUAUGUAAAGUUUAUUUAUUGUCAUGAAAAAUAACUGCGAAAUGAUAAUCAUUCUUUGGGUAGUACUCGGCUUAAUGUACUCAUGAGACAAGGCUUUCAUGAUCCCCCAUACACUCUGGUGUCGGUCACCUCCCCCCCCGCCAACGUGUGAACGACCGGGGCGUCGCGUGCAUAUAAGCACGGGCUGAAUGUGUGGCGAGAGCACACUGUCAGAAUCGGAUACUACAAGGAACAACUUUGUUCAGCGACUCUGGGAAAGUGAUGGCUUCUCUCCCCGUGUUUUGCGCUCUCUGCGUUGCGCUUUUGGUCAUUGUGGAGGGUUUCAGUCAGGAAGACAUGAAGGAGGCGAUGCUGCAAAAACUGGGACUAGGUGAGGUACCCAGAAUCCACAAGCGGGACCUGGAGAACCUUGUCAUCCCGGCACACAUCAAAAAUAAGUACCUAUCCAUGCUAAAACUGCACAACAAGAGACGGCGUCGCGCUCUGCCCAGCCUUGCCGGAAUAUUGAGAGGCAUCCCUGGAAAUGCAGAUAUCUCUGGUGAGUUCAUAUACUCUGAUGCCAGUCGUCAGCGAAUAGUCUUUGACAUGAAUGCAAGGAUACCAGCGAAUAGCGAGGUGACCAUGGCUGAACUCAAACUGUACAAGAUAGCCCAGCGAAAGCAUUCUAUGAAAGAAAAAAAGAACCAUCGACCAGUGAACAACGCCAGGGUCAGCAUCUAUUGGGUGGAUGUCGUGGAAAACGGAUCGAACAGAACAUCAGUUGUGGAUUCAAGGUUGAUCCCCAUCCAUGAGACUGGCUGGAUCAGCUUUGAUGUGACUCAGGCUGUCCACUAUUGGUCGAAAACACAGCAGAAGAAGCCCAUGCACCUGGAGGUGUGGAUCGAGGGCGAGAGACCUGGCAGCUACGCAGCGGAGAUGGCAAAGGGUGUCCAUUUUACCACCCAGGACCCGAGUGAAAACGCCAUGGGGAGACCGGAGCUGGUUCUUUAUACCCUCAACCUUGACGAAUUUGGGUCAAGUGGCGACUGCGAAACCAACAAAGAUACAUGUUGCCGUGAGAAGUACUUCAUCGACUUCCGUGCCCUUACAUGGACCCAGUACUGGAUCAUCGAACCAGCGGGAUAUGAGGCGUUCAGGUGCACGGGAGGGUGCAAGCAGCCCAAACGUAACUAUGGUUACGGAGAACGAAAAUGCACAGUGGUUGAGAGCGCACCGUUGCCCAUGAUGUACCUCGUCAAAAAGGGGGACUACACCGAGAUAGAGGUGGCGGAGUUCCCCAACAUGAUCGUGGAGAAAUGUGGGUGCACAAUGGACAAUAUUUCUGUUGUAUGAACGCGUUACGUUGCCUUUGAACUGCAAACCAAACCUAAAGUACUUCGAUGAGAAAACGCAGCAGGUAGUGGACAAAACCCGCUAUACAGCGGACUACUUUAUCCUUUAAGCACUUUGAUGUGAAAUUGUAAAUAACCAAACAAGAUAAGUGUCAGUGGGAUUCCUUCGUAAAAGCCCAUGAGGCCACAAGAAAAUAUCAGAUUAUAUUUUUGACCUGUAAAUAGUAUGAGUUUGAGACAUAUUUCACUAUGUUUGAAAAUAAAUUAUUUUUCAUUUUGAAA